UUCGUCUGUGCCCCGGGGCGGGGUGAGCCGGGCCGGGCUCUGGGGCGGUGCGGGCGGAUCCCCGGGCCCGGCCCCUCCGACCCGCCGUAUUCCGGGGACUGCGGGGCCGCAGGGUUUCCCGAGGAGCGCUGGGCUGGCACAGCCCGGUCAUGUCACCCCCCGGCCCGCCAGACGGCGGCUGGGGCUGGGCCGUGGUCUUCGGGGCUUUUGUUUCUAUCGGCUUCGCCUACGCCUUCCCCAAAGGCCUGGCCAUCUUCUUCAAAGAAAUCCAGGAUUUCUUUGGCACGUCCUAUAGCGAGAUCGCGUGGGUCUCCUCCAUCAUGCUGGCCACGACUUACGGUGCAGGUCCCAUUAGCAGUAUUUUAGUAAACCGCUAUGGCAGCCGACCCGUGGUUAUAUUUGGAGGCCUGCUCUGUGGCAUUGGGAUGGUGUCAGCAGCCUUCUGCACCAGCAUCCUGCAGCUCUACAUCUGUGUGGGCUUCAUCACAGGAUUUGGCCUUGCUCUCAACCUCCAGCCCUCAGUGAUAAUCAUAGGGAAAUACUUUUUAAAGAGAAGACCCAUUGCAAACGGCCUUGCUAUGGCAGGGAGCCCUGUGAUGCUGUGCACUCUGGCUCCCCUCAACCAGUUCCUUUUUGACAAUUUUGGUUGGAGGGGCAGCUUUUUAAUUCUUGGGGCAAUUUUAUUACACUGCUGUGUGGCAGGAGCCCUCUUCAGACCCAUUGGGGCAGCCCCAGCAUCAGUCAAAACCCAGGCAGUUGAGGAAGGGAAGGAUGCUCUGAAAAAAGAGGUCAGUAAGGAUGCCAUGGGAAUGACUAGUCCCAUGGAGACCAAAACAGAAGAGGAAGGAGGAAAAGACUGCUGUGAAAAAAUCAAUCAGUACCUCGAUUUUUCCCUCUUUAAGCACAGAGGGUUCUUGAUUUACCUGAUUGGAAAUGUGCUUAUGUUCCUGGGAUUUUUUGCCCCCAUUGUUUUUCUGGCACCCUACGCAAAGCACAUUGGCAUUGAUGAAUACUCAGCUGCUUUCCUCCUUUCCAUCCUUGCCAUCGUGGAUAUGAUUGCCCGACCUACCACUGGCAUCAUUGCAAACAGCAAGUGGGUGAGGCCAUGGAUUCAAUACUUUUUCAGCUUCUCCAUCACUUUCAAUGGUGCCUGCCACCUCCUGUGCCCACUGGCUUCUGGCUACACGGGGCUCGUUGUUUACUCCAUCUUUUUUGGCUUGGCCUUUGGCAUGGUUUGUGCCAUGCUCUUUGAAACCCUCAUGGACCUUGUGGGAGCUGCCCGGUUCACAAGCGCUGUUGGCCUGGUCACCAUUGCGGAGUGUUGCACCAUAUUACUGGGACCACCUAUAGGAGGAACUCUUAUUGAUACCUUUGGGGACUAUAAAUACAUGUUCAUUAAAUGUGGAGCUGUGAUGGUCCUGGCGGGAACCUUCCUGUUCAUCAUGAAUUAUUAUAAUUAUCGGAUGCUUGCCAAGGAGGAGAAGGAAAGAAAGGCAAAAGAAGAGGACCCAAAAUUUGUAAGGACAGAAAAUGAAGGCAGAAAUAACUGGAACAAAGAAACUGUACAGGAUGGGCCUGAGCUGGAACCUUUGAGAGAGGAACAAGAAGGACUAAAGAAGGAAGCGAAUGGCACAAGUGAAGUUUGAACCUGUUCUUGUGUGCUGAAUGGAAGUUAAGCCUAGGUUGCUUAAGGUGACACCAGCUGUGAAAUCACACAAAGUUUUUAAAAUUUUUGUCCUGUGUUGUGCCAUGUAUAUCUUUGUUACAGAAGAGAAACAAGUCUAGUUUCUUAUAUAGUGCAGGGACACAGUGCAGUACCUAUUUGCAUUCCAAAGGUCCUGCAAUGUAUUUCUUCAGAUAUUUCCCAUUUCCUAGAGGAGCUGACUAAGGGUAUAAUUGACCCCCCCUCCCCCAAUUUUAUUCCCUGUACUACAGCUCUACUCAGAGAAGAGGCCAUCAGAGAAGAGUCAAUGCAGAGCCCUUGCAGCAGCUUGAAUGGGCUUUGCAUUGAGUACUGUGGUGGCUGGAUCUUCUCACCAUGUUGUCAAAACUCUUGACUGUCUUUGACUUCAGCGUCAGAAUUAUCCCAGGGAUUUGGUGCUGCAUUCCACUGGAAGCUGCACUGUGACUUGCACCUCUGUUGCAUUGAAAUGUAAAAUGGACCUUACACUCAAAUACAACAUGAGAGAGCUGCCUGAACAGAGGGAAGGCAGUAGAUGCCUGUGGGUGAAGUGGCAGCAAGGCAGCCUGCACUUGUAGGCAGAGCAUGCUAGGAAGGAUCUAACCUGUGGUUGCUCCUCAUGGCUUGACCAGGGACUUUCUCAGGGACCUCUGUAUUUAGCAAAAUGCCUCAAGAAAGGUGGUGUUAGGCCCAAGGCUGACAUGCUGUAGGAAUCCUUCUUCCAGGUCCUUUGGCUGUGCAGGGCAGAAACUUAGUCUUAAAGGGCUUAAACUUUGAGCAGCAUACUAACAGUGUAAAUUCUUUACAAAAUCUUCCCUAGGAGGUUACACAGAAUGUAUUACCCAGUGUCUGAGUGCCUUCCUGUUUUUAGCAUGCUUUCUCUUUACAACACCCUGGUGAGGCAGUAAGUGUUGUUAGUAUUAGUUAAUUUUACAAAUGAAGAACUGAAGCACAGAGGAGGUAUGGGCAUCAUUGCACCAGUGAGUAAACCUGAGGCACAGCUGGCAAGGGAUCCACUGCCCUGAGUUGGGCUUCUCAGCCAGCUACGUGAAGGAAAACGUCACCGGCUGAGGAGGGGAGCUGGAAGCCUGUCUGCUGAGCACAGCACCUCCUGCUAGAAUCACAGAAUGGUUUGAGUUGGAAGGGACCUUAAACAUGAUCUAGUUCCAACCCUCUGCCAUGGGCGGGGACACCUCCCACUAGACCAAGUUGCUCCAAGCCCCAUCCAACCUGCCCUUGAACACUUCCAGGGAUGGGGCAUCCACAGCUUCUCUGGACAACCUGUGCCAGUUCCACCACCCUCACAGUGAAGAAACCAGAAAAUACCACGGAUAGUUGUGCAUUAAACCACAGCCACUGUGGUGAGACCUGCUGACUUUGUGCUUCAUAAUGCUCAGGACUAAUGAUUUUAAAUGGUGUCUUACAGCUACAAUCUUGGCCCAUAUAUUUUUAUCUUGGUUAAGUUGCAUCCAUCCCAGAGGAAUCCAAGCACAGUUAUCCCCACCUUCUUUGAGCUGGGUUAGGCACCUUCCUGGUGCUAGCACAGCAAUACCUGGUGGCCUCUUGCCAUCCUGUUGCUUGUCUCCCCAGGUCAGUCAUGCAGAGCUGGAGCUGAGGCCACGUAUGAACCUCAUACCCAGGGGUGAUAAUUUUGAGCUAGGAAGAUCUGGACUCUGGUAGCAAACACUGAUGUCUUUUAUAAGAAGCAGCUGUUGCCCAAGAGCAGUGGAUGCUGAGCUAGGCAUCAUGCUGUUGAAUCAUCAGCUUUUUGUGGAUUUAGCUUCAAGUGACUGGAUAAAAACAAGGACUUUUGAGGCAUCUUACACAAAUCUGAAGCUAACACCAGUCCAAGGGCUAGAUUUCCUCUUUCUUUGCUUCAGUGGCACCCUUAUGUGAUCAGAUAAAGGUUUUUUUUCAUGACUUUGUCACUGAAGAACUGCAUUUAAUUAUCACUUGUGUACACACUAUGAAAAAUGGCUUGUAAAAGUACCUCCAUAAAUACGCUAUACUCUUAAAUUUAGAUCACUUGUAUCUUGCAUAUAACCUUUUCUGUGAAAUCUUUUAUUCCACUAAAGAAUUAUAAUCUUUGACUUCAGUAGAACUUAAAAUUUAUCCUUAUGCAGUAUUUUACAUUUGCUCUGAAAAACAAAACCUAUACAAUAUACUUAGGAUUUUGUUGCUGUGUUUUUAAAAUUCUUUCUUUCUGUCGAAUAUGGUAUUUCAGUGAAAAAGUCAUUGAUAGAAGGUCCUGAACAUUUUCCAAUAUGCUUUCUGGAAGCUUUAAUAUACUUAAUAAAACUCUUUUAAAAAAAGGAAA
Molecule: messenger RNA, 3998 nt
Organism: Apus apus (common swift)
Lineage: Eukaryota; Metazoa; Chordata; Aves; Apodiformes; Apodidae
Product: monocarboxylate transporter 2-like
Exons: 5
Coding region: 150-1646 (498 amino acids)
Biological process (GO): transmembrane transport; monocarboxylic acid transport
Cellular component (GO): membrane
Molecular function (GO): monocarboxylic acid transmembrane transporter activity
Source: RefSeq, a predicted model, not a curated record